AUAGCUACUCGAAUAUCUCCUAUUUUUUAAUCAGGAGAACGUCUUCUUUCCAACGGUACCUUCAAAUCGCGGCGCCAAAGAAAUCGGAAUUGUGCCAAAAAAGGUAUGAGAGCAGUCAAAUAAAAUUUUAAUGACUUGACUGCUGCAUAGACUAGACUCUAGAGACAAAAACUAUUGAAAACCUGAAAAGUUUAAACACAAAUCCUUUAACAUUAUUUUGAAAUUAUUUAGUUGUUGACAGUUGCUCCUCUUCGGAUCCAAUAUGAUAUUGAUAAAUUGAACAUAGGGCUCGUAACAAUUAUAUUAAAUGUAUAUAUAAUAUAUGAAUGGCAACUCUUGCCAAUCCAUGCGCCACCUAUGUAUUGUGAAAAAACUAUCUUAGAUUGUGCUUUUCAUAGAAAUUCCCGGAAAUUAUACAAUUUUCCCAUAAACAGCGGUACAUCAAUGCUCAAAUUUAAGUCUAGUGAGUUUCGCACAUUCAUAUGUAAUUAUAUGAUAUAAUAUUUUUUAAGAAAUAUGACCGCAAAAAAGUUAUUGUAUACAAUUAAUAAAGAAACAUUGCAAAAAUCACCAGUUGUCGAUAUAGAAGGUGUAACUAUACUUAAUUUUCGGCAGAUAGUGGAACAUGACGAUAGACCAGACCRAGCAUUGAGAUAUUUCAAGGCACCAAAUAUAAAAGCUUACCCACUACGUAUAAAUACUAAAAAGCAUACAYAAGAACAUGGAAUUUCUCAAGUCAAUUCCAUGAGAAUGUUGGAAAAGUUCGUUAUUGAAAAGGAUAUUUACAACACCAACAAUAGCAAUGGAAAUGGCGAUAAACGCUUGAAAGUGAUCACACGCCGUCAUGUUCUUAUGCGUAUUUUAACUGCACCAUUUUUUGUUACUGAAAUGCCAAUUAUUGUUAUAAGGCAUAAGCAUAUUAUUUACAUGUCUUUGGUAAAAGAGAUAUCGCCGACAUCUGCACUUGGCAAAAUGCAUCAAGAAUUCGCAGAUUAUUGUGAAACCACGACCAAUCCAUCUGAUGAAGUUCAAGAUAAUGAUAAAGGAUUUUUUAUUUAUGGCGGCAAAUUCGGAAAUUUAGAUCUUCUUUAUUCUGCUGAAGAAAGCGCAGUAAUCGGUGAUGAGGAGGUUGAAAAUGCUAUUUAAAUGGUGGUGCAAGGCAUAUCUAUCGAAUAUAAAAAAUUUUUUUUAUUGGAUUCCAAAAUUAUCAUGGC
Bactrocera latifrons is the source of this 1214-nucleotide messenger RNA. RefSeq lists its product as uncharacterized. NCBI's taxonomy places the organism in Eukaryota, Metazoa, Arthropoda, Insecta, Diptera, Tephritidae. The coding region runs from base 517 to 1146 and encodes 209 amino acids. The transcript has 3 exons. The record is from RefSeq and is a predicted model, not a curated record.